AUGCAACAGCUUCUGCUUGAUCCAGCUCUUCGAAACUGGGUUCUUUUACCCAUUAUGUUUGUUAUGAUCUUGAUUGGAGUUUUGAGACAUAAUGCCACAAUUCUGUUACAGUCUUCUCCUAAAAGACUAACAAAAGAAGAAAUUCGAGAACAACGCUUGUUACAAAGAGCAUUUUCCUUUCGAAACAAUGCAUGUUUUCUUUUACCCGAUUCUAUUGAGAAGAGAAAGGAUUUUUUAGUAGACGCUUUACGGUCGGGUAAAUACUUGAAGCCUGCCGAUCCCAAUGCGCCCAAAAACCUGAAUCCUAUGAUGGACGACAAGACGUUAGAAAAUCUGAUGGAAUCUAUGAAGGGAAAUAUGUUAAUGGUGGUUCCUCAAACAAUUAUAAUGACCUGGAUUAAUGAAUUCUUUUCUGGCUUUAUCAUAUUAAAACUCCCUUUCCCCCUUACUUACCAAUUUAAAUCGAUUUUCCAGUCUGGAGUUGCUACCCAAGAUUUAAGUAUUCAAUGGGUUUCUUCUAUAUCAUGGUAUUUUUUGAAUCUCUUCGGGUUAAAAUCGGUCUAUGCAUUAUUACUUGGAGAGAAUAACAUGGCUAGCAAUGCUGAAAAUGAAAUGGGAAUGGCAGGGUUUUCUCUAACAGCUGCUACUUCGCAAACUAUCCAGCCAGGACAAGAUAUUGCCAAGCUGAUGCGUUUGGAAUCCGAAAAUGUGCAAAUCGUCGGGAAGAAUUCUCUAUUAGAGGAUGUUGAAUCAAGGAUUUUGAAGCAAUUCUUCUAA
Molecule: messenger RNA, 777 nt
Organism: Schizosaccharomyces osmophilus
Lineage: Eukaryota; Fungi; Ascomycota; Schizosaccharomycetes; Schizosaccharomycetales; Schizosaccharomycetaceae
Gene: emc3
Product: ER membrane protein complex subunit Emc3
Exons: 5
Coding region: 1-777 (258 amino acids)
Biological process (GO): protein folding in endoplasmic reticulum
Cellular component (GO): membrane; EMC complex
Source: RefSeq, a predicted model, not a curated record